This is a messenger RNA of Lachancea fermentati, 1809 nucleotides long. Lineage: Eukaryota; Fungi; Ascomycota; Saccharomycetes; Saccharomycetales; Saccharomycetaceae. The record is from the annotation of a GenBank genome assembly.
AUGAGUGUUAACACGCAAAGGCUUUCGGCAAUGAUUGACUCACUGAACGAUGGUAAUGACAAUGACGAAUUACUGUACAUGCCACGUUCAGCUAACAAUUCGCCCCCCAAAAAGCAAGAAUAUACCCCUAGCCCUAUAAAACAACAUGAGUAUCUCAUGCGACCCCCCGUGAUGACCGGAGAUGGCGCGACCAUUAGCACACAUUCGCAUUCGCUGCAUAGUUACAAUAGUCCUGGGAACAGAGAGAGUAUGAUCUCAGAUUAUUCCGCUAGCAUCCACGAAGGAGUUCCCGUUUCCUAUGUCGUAUCCAGCGCGGACAACUCUCAACAAACUACACAGAUCCGGUCAACGCUCAAUUUCAUCAGCUCACAGGAGACUGUGGGAUUAGGAAUAUCCCCCGUUGAGGAGAGUGAACUGAGCGAUGAUAGUGAAAAAGCUCCUGCUAGUAAUAGUGACAACCAAAAAUUUGGAAAUACUUCGGCUACUGACUUAGAUCCAAAUUCGUCGUUAAGAUUAGCAAUUUCAGGUCAUAAUACACACCAAAAAGCGCUAUCUUCAAUUGGCUCUGGUAAUUUAGCAAGUGAAAGCGGUCAUUCUCGUAACUAUUCGAACAUGAGUGGAUCAGGUUCUGGUAGUGCCAGCUAUGUAAUGCAAGACAAUGCACAGCAAAGAUAUAUGAGUGAUAGAAUCCGUGUCACCAAAAUCAAAGAGGAAGUCCGAAGUGAUGAGGAAGUUGACAUAGAAUCCAGUCGUUUACACUCAGAGGAGCAACAACCAGCGGAAAUUUGUCGAAGAAGCACAAAUGCUUCAGCUAGUCAAAAAAGUACAAAUGAUACUGUUAGUCGAACAACUACAAAUGUUUCUCCAGCACGCUCCCAAAGUAAAGUAUCUGUACAAAGAUCAGAUAGAACUGCAGAAGACAAUCAAUCUAUCGUCUCCAGCAUUAUUCCUCCAAUCACUACAAAAGUACCCGAUGAGAGUUCCAGAGUAAAGUACGCGGAUCGCGCCAUUACAACUGAUUACACACCAUCUAUCCCACCUAGAAGCAAAAAUAGGCCAAAAUCACAUAUUUUUAUUAAGGACAGCCUCGAAGAAAUUCAGAAUCAAUUACAGCAACAAAUGAUGGAUGAAUCUGCCAGUGUUUCAAGGGCAAGCACCACCAAGUCAAGUAGUUAUUAUUCAGCGGCUGACCAGGCAAACGAAGAAUUCGGACAACCAGAUGACGAUAGCUAUUUCCAUAGACCUCUGCCCAAUAUACCACAAGAAGUAGAGAAGGAGAAGACAAACAACGUAGACAGAAGUGGCACUCUCUUGGUAAAGCCUGUGUCUGAAAAAAGUCUUCAGACCCCUCCACGAAUGCCAAAUCCACCAAAGAUGCCUGAAAGUGUUAACACUGAAUCUCGCAGUCGUGAUAGAGGAUUAUCAGAAAUCAAUGUUCCAGCCGAACGUGAAUCCAAGACUUUAAACUCAACACCCAAGACUCCUACCAGUAAAACUUCAUCUCCAUCAAAAGCGAAGCCAGAGAAGCAUUUUAACACUAAAAAGGGUAAAGGAAAGAAAAACCAUCUCAAAAAAGAAAUGAGGUCAUUUGACAUUGACACAAUCUCUCAGUUGCUCAGUGUCACCAAGGGAACCUUAAUUGGUUCUGAAUUUGCUAAUCUUGGAAUUAGAACUGAAGAGAAAAGAGCUCUCGAAAGAUUGGUGGACUCACUUUCAAGACUGACUGCGGAUAUGGUAUUGGAUCCAGAAAGAUAUGAGGAGGGUUUGAAGAGAUUGGAGAAGGCUACAAGAGCUCUGGAGGGAUUUUAA